AUGCAGCUCUUCCUGCGUGCCCAGAACACUCACACUCUUGAGGUGACAGGAGAGGAGACUGUGGGCCAGAUUAAGGCUCAUGUCCAGACUCUGGAGGGUCUCCUUGUGGAGGAUCAGGUGGUCCUGCUUGCAGGUUGCCCACUUGAAGAUGAUGCCUCUCUUGCAUCAUGCGGCGUCUCUGAGCUCUGCACCUUGGAGAUCGCUGGCAGGCUUCUGGGAGGUAAGGUCCACGGCUCUCUGGCUCGUGCUGGCAAAGUGAGAGGCCAGACCCCCAAGGUGGACAAACAGGAGAAGAAGAAAAAGAAGACCGGCCGCGCCAAGCGUCGCAUUCAGUACAACCGACGCUUUGUCAAUGUGGUGCCCACCUUUGGCAAGAAGAAGGGACCCAAUGCCAACUCCUAA
Molecule: messenger RNA, 402 nt
Organism: Nerophis lumbriciformis (worm pipefish)
Lineage: Eukaryota; Metazoa; Chordata; Actinopteri; Syngnathiformes; Syngnathidae
Source: RefSeq, a predicted model, not a curated record